Messenger RNA from Melampsora larici-populina 98AG31, 2730 nucleotides. RefSeq lists its product as uncharacterized. The coding region runs from base 1 to 2730 and encodes 909 amino acids. Lineage: Eukaryota; Fungi; Basidiomycota; Pucciniomycetes; Pucciniales; Melampsoraceae. The record is from RefSeq and is a predicted model, not a curated record. The transcript is spliced from 2 exons.
AUGAAGCCAACUUGGAAGUGGACCCAUCCUCACAAAAUCAUUGCCUCGCAACCUAAUCAGAUCAACCUUCCAAUUUCUGGUCCAUCAGCUCUUCCUUCUCCACAUUCAGCAUGCAUUUUACCUCUCCCUAUCGAUCAAAGACGCCGAAAAACGCCGCUUCUGGGGACUAGCGCUGGAUUUUCUCUACAUUUGCUCAACAAUCGAAGCCAUCAAGACUCAGGAAAAUUGGAAAGGAACUAUUCUAAAGCUCUUCAUAUGCAGUCGGCAAGUUGCUACGCUAUCUCUGAUUUAAUUCAAGAAGGGGAGAGCUCUAAGCGCCCUAGUUUUCGGACCCCAACCAUUCCCAUAGAACAGCAGAGCUCCGUCACAAGUACUUAUGAAACCGCCAAACCGGCUUUCUUCGAUCGGGCAACACCACCGCACUUACUCCAAUCGAAGAAAAAGCCAUGGGCUGAUGGACCGAUCACAGAAUCUGCUCAAGACUUGACAACUGCCAUCUCGAAUGGCGACUUUGAAUUAGCUGUCAGCUGCUUUGAAAGACUAUCACCUCGUAGAAAGUCUAAGCUUGCUACUCGAGUGUACAAUUCCCUCUUUAACCUGGCUGCAUACGAUGGUUCAUGUUCUGCGGUUUCCAGAGAUGUGCGCAUUUCAAAAAUUGAAGGUUUAUUCAACUCAUUCGGUCGAAAAUUUUCGCACGAUCAAGUCAUCCGACAACUUGAAGUUUCAAUCCACGCUGCUGCCUUCCGUUUACGUGACAGUGCUGAAUCAGAUCUAGUCACAGUGGAUUCAAAUCCUCAAACCCAACUUAUCGACGCUCAAAACCACAUUUCCGAAAUCAUUUGUCGAUUGCCUAAAUUGGAUGAUGUUACCAAUACCACUUCUGAUGACCUAGCCCAUGCUAUCCCAUUUCGUGUACUUGGUCUAUAUGCUAGAUUUUUAGCUUUGUUUCAUCAACCCGGACAACCUUUGAAGAUGAUGAGAAAAAUCUAUUAUGCUUACUUGAUCGGUCGAAGACGAGCGUGUGACUCAAAUGAAGAUCCCAAUGCGAGCUCUUUUCCCGAUUCAGCUGGUAUCGAAACAGGCACUAUGAUCAUGAUUAUCCUUCGAAACAAGAUUCAUCACCGAAUGAGCGGUCUCAAAUUAGCUAUUCGAAUGAUCAGCAAGGGUGAUUUAUACCCCGAUCAAGACUUUUUGUCUCGGCUUUUGAGAAGAAUGUAUUUAUCAAAGUCUGAAUGGGAUUCGGUUAUUCAUCUUCAGUCAAAUUUAGAUCACCCGAUGGCUGCACGUUGGCUACAUCAACAAAUUGCUCUUGUCGAAUCACAAAAUGGUAGAAUGCAACGUGCUUCAGAUCUUGCCCAUCAAGCACUCUACCAAAAGUCAAAUCAACCUUUGAACCUCGCCAUCUUCACUCACGCCAUUCAAGCCAUCAUUGAUCGCCGACAUUCUGUUGACCUACCGGAGGAAGAUAUAGACUUUGAUUUACAAGAAGCUUUGAAAAUGAGGGAAAAUAUGUUGGAUAAUGGAUUUGUACCUGCAUCUGAAUUAGAUGAUAUCAUGUUACGAGCUAUAUAUCAAUCAGCAAAAAAUAUCACGCAUCAUCAAAAGCGGAGCAAAUUCUUACAAACGUCCAUUCUUAGUUUAUUCCCUCGAGACAAGAUGGUUAGGAUGUUUUGCCCAGAUGCAAAGAAAAAAAUCGAAUCACAUCCUGGAAAAUCUGUUGAAGCAUUUCGAUUAAUGCGUUGGUUAAUGAGAUGGAAUGAAUUAGAUUUAGCUUUGAUAGUCUUUCAAUCUAUGUCUAGAUACGGAUAUAUCACUAGUCUUGGAGCAUUACCUACUCUUAAUUUAAAAAGAUUAUUAGAUCAAGCUUUAUUAACUCAUCCAGAAUUAGGAGCUGAAUUAUAUCAACAUAUCUCGUCUUCGGGUUAUGAUUCAUCUGGAAUCUUCUUUAAAGCUCUUGAAACUAAAGCUAUACAAAUGGCAGAUGUUUCAUUGAUUGGACAUCUUUUGAAAAUUACAGAAGAAAGACAAAACGAAAGAAUUUAUCCUGCACAGAUCACCAGGAUGAUUGAACGAUUGGCUCGUAGACGUCCUACACCUGGUAAUGUAGAAAAAACGAUGAAAUUGUUUCGGUUGGUUUGGAAUCGUUGGAAAUCGGAACUUGAGAUCACAGUCUUUGAACGUAUUUUAAAUCAGUUACAAAAGAUGAAGCCGAUUAAAUUACAAACUAGAUCAGAGUUAAGACCAUUACUGGAAUCUACAGUAGCUUGUUUAUCUUAUUCUGGACUUUGCCCAAAGGAAGCUGGAAAGUUAAAGGACCGAUUUAUGGAGUAUAUGGCUGAUACCACUAGGAUUACUGAUGAUGAUGAUGAUGAUGAUUCAGUGAUUGAUGAAGAAUUACUUGAACGUAAAUGGAUUUCUCAACUUGAUUCUUCGUCACUACAAAGUGAAAUGGCUACUGAAUUAUAUGAAAAGCUAUUAGUAUAUGAUAUUCAAGCAGCAAAAGAAUCUUUACAAAAAGCUAUCGAAUUAGAUAUUUUAAUUCCUGCUCAUAAUGUUGGGAUCUUAUUAAAUAUAUUAGUAGAUGAGAAAAGAUUUGAUGAAGCGAUUGGAUUGGAUAGGUUAUGGAGAGGGAUGAGUUGGAAGUUUAAGGUUUUGGAAAGAGGUGAUGAUCGGUUGAUUAUCGAAGCUAUGGAUCGAAUUGAAAGACAAUCUGUUUGGCCAAGAAGUUGA